Molecule: messenger RNA, 444 nt
Organism: Meloidogyne enterolobii
Lineage: Eukaryota; Metazoa; Nematoda; Chromadorea; Rhabditida; Meloidogynidae
Source: the annotation of a GenBank genome assembly
AUGGAAGUAGUUCCAAGUAAACAAAAUUUGAAUGAUCAAGAAUAUGAUCUAAACAACAAAGGAAAUCCUCUCCCAAUUGUUCAGCUCUUUAGUUCCAAUUUCGAUCUUAAUCCUAUUUUGUCAAAGAAGCAAACUGGAGAUUCUUUUUUCAGUUCUAAGCACCCUAUAAAUUCUGGUAUAUCUCCUGUUGAUCAGAAUAUGUCACCAAAUCACCAAAACUUUGAAUUUAAUCCAAACCAAAUUUUACCGAAUCAUUCACGACAAAACGUUAAUGUUCCCUUCAUAUAUAGCGAGGGUCAUGUGCCAUCACAACAAUAUGGUGGUCCAAAUUUUGGAUAUAAACCAAGCCAAAAUUUACAUAUGGGUGGUGCAAAUUAUAACAAUCAACAUCAUGCUCAACAGACUGUUCACAAUCCUAAAGGUCAAAUAAUAAUUUCUAUAUGA